Molecule: messenger RNA, 998 nt
Organism: Sturnus vulgaris (Common starling)
Lineage: Eukaryota; Metazoa; Chordata; Aves; Passeriformes; Sturnidae
Gene: FAM180A
Product: family with sequence similarity 180 member A
Source: RefSeq, a predicted model, not a curated record
UUCAGCUCUACUCAGAAGAACAGACAGGUUCUUCUGCAAAGGGGGAGGGGGAGAGGAAAAGCCAUUAUUUAUUCCUGAGAAGAAAGGAGCUGGGAAAAUAAAAAAGCUACUGUACAGCUAGACAUACAUAUUUUAAAGGGAAGGAUGCUUUGGAAGACUUUGGUGCUGCUUCUGUUCUGUUACAGUGCUCAUGCCACUGUGACCCACAGAUGGAGCAGAGCUAUGCUUUUCCCAGCUGCUCAACGAUUCAAGAGGUCCUCAGCUGCCUUCCUCAACCCAGUGUUACAAAACUCGCUGGAAGAUGUGGUCCUGCUUUAUGAGUUUCUUUUAGCUGAGCUUGAUAUUGACAAAGGUCAGAGGAUCUCCAUCAAAGAUGAGGAGCUGGCUUCCCUGAGGAAGGCUGCUGAGUUCAACACCAUCUGCAACGAGAUUAUCCCCAAGAGCAUCACAGAGAUCCGCAGGCUGAGCAGCAGGCUGUCUUCCUACCCGAGGGUCCUCAAGAAGGAAGACUUUGAAAGAACAGUGCUGACCAUGGUCUACACGGCCUACAGAGCUGCUCAAUCCCAGGGCCACCAGAAACACACGUGGGCUGAAUCCUUUGUCAGUCUCUACAAAGCCCUGAAGAACGACUUGAUGCUACCAUACAACAAACAGCCCUCAUAGUGGGAGAGGAGCAGCAGCUCAGCCACCAGCUCUGGUUGGUGAAGGACACCAUGUAGCACACUCACCACUUUAUUCUGUAGAGUUUUAGAGCCUGCUUCAUGAAAGAUUGUUCAUUUUCUGGCUCCCUCUAGUGGAAUCUGCUUUUUAGUUCCAUGCUAAACGGUGAAAAACAUCUUCAGUCCUGAGAAUUUGAUUUUUUGCUGGCUUGGAGGCUCAUUCUGUGACAGGAAAAGAAGGGAUUUUGGUGUACACCCAAGCAGACCCUUGUUUCAGGCAAACUCUUGAUUCAUCCUUUGAGUUUCCUAUAAGCAGUACAUAAAUAUACUGUGCUUAUG